This is a messenger RNA of Ectocarpus siliculosus, 411 nucleotides long. The record is from the annotation of a GenBank genome assembly. Lineage: Eukaryota; Phaeophyceae; Ectocarpales; Ectocarpaceae.
AUGACAAAGGAGACAUCAGCCGAAGUUGUUGUGGACGGGAGCCUGGAAUACGAGGAGCGCGCGAAGUUCCUUCAGUUCGGGCUCUGCGGGCGAUGUGAUCGAGUUUUCCGAAUCAGCCAGGGGUGGAAACAUGUCGAGCAGAAGUCUCGUCACGAAACUGUUGUCGACGGGGAGAGCAAGCUACGCCACCUCUCGACGCUAGUGGCCAAGGCGGAGAUGAAUAAAACGGCCUUGCGAGCCGCGCGGGGGGCUCACAAGGACAUCCUCGAGGCCACCGAGAAACUCAGAGCCCUUCGCCAUGAGGUCUCGGCGACCCGGAGAGCUCUCGCACCUUUGGUCAUGUCGUGCCCGUUCUGCCUCUGGAACUCCGCACCGCUAUUUUCGUCACCUUGUACCGGGGGGGGAGGAUGA